UUUGAAGCUGCCCUGUAGGGCCAUUAAAAAUCACAGCCCAGAAAAAGGGCUGAAUAAAAUAAUUAUAUAGUUUUAUAGAAAAAUUAAUUGUUAUUAAUAUGGGACGACCUCGUGAUAAUGAUGUUAAUGGUGGUGGUGACCAAAGGAAAAGAUUUACACUUCUUGGUGUCUCUUCAGUCCUUCUUGUAGCAAUGGUUGGUGCUGUUGCUGUUGGUUUAACAAGUAAAGGUGACACAAAUUCAGAACAAGGACAAAAUGGUCAAAUUUCCAGCACACAAAGAAAUGUUGAAAUAAUUUGUGAAUCAACACAGUACCAAGAAACAUGUCACAAAAGUCUUGAUAAAGCAUCAAAUGAAACAUCUGAUAUGAAAGAGCUUAUAAAAGCUGCUUUUAAUGCAACAGCAGAGGAGUUAAUAAAACAAAUACAUAACACAACACUUUAUGAUGAACUUGCAAAAGACAACAUGACAAAACAAGCAAUGAAUAUUUGUAAUGAGGUUUUGGAUUAUGCUGUUGAUGGUAUUCAUAGAUCUAUUGACACAAUGGAUAAAUAUGAUUUCAAUAAGUUGAGUGAAUAUGCUUAUGAUCUUAAGGUUUGGUUAACUGGUACACUUUCUCAUCAACAAACAUGUUUGGAUGGUUUUGAGAAUACAACAACUAAAGCUGGUGAAAUUAUGGCUAAGGCUUUGAACACUUCUUUGGAAUUAAGUAGUAAUUCUUUGGACAUUAUAAAUGCUGUUUCUAGCUUACUUAAGGAUGCUGGUGAGAAUAAUGUUAAUGUAAAUCUUAAUAGGAAGCUUUUGUCUAACGAUGGUUUUCCUUCUUGGGUCAGUGAAGGACAAAGACAUAUUUUGAUGGAAGGAAAUUUUAAGCCAAAUGCUGUUGUGGCUCAAGAUGGUAGUGGACAAUUUAAGACAUUAAGUGAAGCUCUUUUGACAGUUCCUUCUUAUAAUGCAGAACCUUUUGUGAUUUAUGUUAAGGCUGGUAUUUAUAAUGAGAAUGUUAAUGUGCUUAAGGAAAUGACUCAUGUUACUAUCAUUGGUGAUGGUCCUACAAAGACUAGAUUCACUGCUAGCCUUAACUAUGUUGAUGGUGUCCAAACUUACAACACUGCAACUUUUGGUGUAAAUGGUGCAAACUUCAUGGCAAAGGAUGUUGGAUUUGAGAACACAGCAGGAGCAGAGAAACAUCAAGCAGUAGCACUACGAGUAACAGCAGAUCAAGCAGUAUUUUACAACUGUCAAAUGGAUGGUUUCCAAGACACUCUCUACACACAAUCACAACGUCAAUUCUACCGUGAUUGCAGCGUCUCAGGAACGAUCGAUUUCAUCUUUGGAGACGCAUUCGGAGUAUUCCAAAACUGUAAACUAAUUGUUAGAAAACCAUCAGAAGACCAACAAUGUUUAGUAACAGCUGGAGGAAGAAUAAAAGCUGACAGUGCAAGUGGUCUUAUUUUCCAAAACUGUCACUUCACAGGUGAAGCAGAAUUAGCAGUCAUGAGACCAAAAAUAUCUUACCUAGGAAGACCAUGGAAGCCAUAUUCAAAAGUUGUAAUUAUGGAUUCUCAAAUUGAUGACAUAUUUGUACCAGAAGGUUACAUGCCAUGGGCUGGAAGUGCAUUUGAAGAAACAUGUAUUUAUUAUGAAUACAAUAACAAAGGACCAGGUGCAGAUACAUCAUCAAGAGUUAAAUGGGUUGGUGUUAAAACCAUAUCUUCUGAUGAAGCUGUUGAUUAUUACCCUGGUAGAUUCUUUGAAAUUGUUAAUUCAACUCAACGUGAUUCUUGGAUUGUUGAUUCUGGAAUACCUUAUUCUCUUGGGCCUAUGGAUGCUACUAAUCCAGCUGGUCAAGGUCAUCAUGGAUUAAGUGGUAUUGGUGCCAUUAAUAAAGUUAAAGUUAGGAAAAAUAUUCGUGAUCAUGCCUUUGGCAGACAACACCCUUCACGUACUCACGAGAUUUUUACUCUCAUAUGAUUAGAUUAAUCAAUUAAUUUCGAUCUAUACUAUCUUGUCAUGCUUCAAUACUAUUAUAUACAAUACUCUCUUUAUUUAA
Molecule: messenger RNA, 2052 nt
Organism: Cicer arietinum (chickpea)
Lineage: Eukaryota; Viridiplantae; Streptophyta; Magnoliopsida; Fabales; Fabaceae
Product: pectinesterase/pectinesterase inhibitor
Biological process (GO): cell wall modification
Molecular function (GO): enzyme inhibitor activity; pectinesterase activity
Source: RefSeq, a predicted model, not a curated record